UCUAAUUUACGCUAGGAAGGAAACGCCGACAACGCCAGCGUGGCCUAGGACAUGGUAAAGGGUCUUUAAGCGAAUGCCAAUAAGUUACCAGUAAAGGCAUCGCCAUAAUCUAGGAGGCGGCGGCCCCAUACCAGCUAGGGGACCGCAAGGCAGAUAUGAUCCCAGUCUCGGGCCAGUAAAUGUCAUCCGGAGCUACGACACUUCGUUUCCCAGCUUAAUUGUCACCUUCAAAAAAAACUGUCCACGUAGGUAUAAUGAAGCCUCGCUAUGUGGCAGCGGAUAUCCGAGAUCAGCUGAGCAUACCGUACUAUCUAUAUCUAGCCAAGCCGCCGAUACUGGCCCCAAGGAGAUUUUACGGUGCCUCUCUCUAAGACCCCAUUUACCGAAUCUUAUACUACUCUCACCUUUUUGUAACCCCGCUUGUCGGUUUCAGCCAUCUAUCUGACCGUCAUAUGGAUCCCCAAAGUGGGAACAGGGGUCGUCACGACAACCCAGAUGACUAUGUUGGAAACCAGACGGGCCCCCAUAGUGCGGGCCCCGUUCAAGGUUUGUCGCCGCAAGACUAUGCGAUCAGAAUAUCUAUGCUUUCAGAAACACUAUCCUCGUCUUUGCGCUAUGGUGAGAUGUUUCGCGAUUUGGCCAGCUUUCUCGGGCAGCCCUACGAAACACACAUCACUGCCAUCGAUUCCAUUCACACGCAAGUCAACAAUAAAACCCCGUGUCACUUUGCGGCCAUUCGCAGAUUCAACGACCAGCAAGGCAAGUUCAUCCCAGUCAGCACCAUCCAAGCGCUCGAGCAGCUUAGAUCCCCAGGAGGACUAGGGCGGAGAGACUUUUCUUUAGUGCUAUUGCGCGGCUAUCCUUCCGCUGAGGUGCUGAAUGCUCUCGGGGGGCAUUAUUUACUAUAUCCCGAGAUUUUCUGUUCUCAUUUGGCGUUUUCGUCGGAGUCGGCGGGCAGAACAACAACAGCAUCCGUUCACGCGCCACGACUGCCCUCCGUAUCUGGGGAUUCAGUUUCACUGAGGAUGGUUACGAUCGGCUCUUACCCCGACAUAUCGUACCUUGAAGACAACCAAACCAUUCUGGACGAGUUUAGAAUGGAUGCCUCCGAGUCGAUGGCUCAGUACAUCAAUCGUAUUAGUAGAUUGGACCAUUGGCACGCAGCACCUUGUGACUCGAUUGUCAGAGACUUCUCCGCCCAUGGAUUGGAUCAAUUCUCGAUCGAACAACAGAUUUCCAUCAGCUUUCAAGAGGUAGCUUGUGGGAUGAUAGGCGUGGUAUGGCAUGACGCGGGCCGUCCGCUAGAUGAAGGCUACGACGGACCGUGGAAAGCCAAAGGCAGGCGUCCAGUCCCUGGAGAAGUCAAAUAUCACUUCCCAACCACACAUUACGGGCGUAGAACUACGUUUAAGGAUAGUCUGAUAAUGGGGACACGCAGCCAAACCCCCCCGAGCAAUGAUCCAUCCGGUAUAGUAGACUUCAUCAUGCAGAUCUAUUCUCAUGAUAUCGACCCUCAAAGAGCGCAAUGCGACCUUUUCUACUCUGUCUCGCCGUGGUUCCAUGUGGUGGUUUCUGCCGAAAUGGACCUUCUAAGAGAGCUUGAGUCCAAAAUCAGGAGCGAACUUGACCACGAUACUCUAAUUAACCAGGAGUUCUCAACGCUAUCAAAUCUGCUCUAUUGUCAGCAAGAACUGAGGCGACAAGUCAGGAAUCUAACUGAGCCGAUCGAAUUUAUGGAGGGGCUGAACAGACGCCCGUGGUUUCAAGCACUGAGUGCCGAACGACAGAGCGAAUGCGGAGAGACGAUCAAGUCCUUCCUACGGGACUAUCGAGCUGCUUUACAAUAUGCGACAGCUCUCCACCGAGAAUGCGUCCAAGGAAUGACGAUCGUCGCCCACAAAGCAACAAUCCAAGAGUCAGCAAAAGCCAUAGUUGAGGCCCGAAAUGUCACAAGGCUGACAAAGCUAGCGAUGGUUUUUGUACCACUCAGUUUCAUGACCUCUCUAUACGGCAUGAAUUUACAGGAAUUCGGUGUAGAAAAUGCGCCAACUAUUUGGUCCUGGGUCAUAGCCUGUUUAGGACUGGGUGCUCUGACCACCAUUAUUUACCGGUAUUAUCUUUCCGGGGAUAACAAAAGAAGGCAUGGGAAUCGGCAGGUUUACGGCGGUGAACCGCAGAAGGCAGGGCUGAAGAGAUCCCUCGCGGCAAUAUAGAGAAGAGACAGGAGUCGGCUCCAAUGACGGCAAGAUGAGGCUCAUUGACCGACGUAGCAAUAUAGUACUACGUAUUCCCAAAUU
Molecule: messenger RNA, 2297 nt
Organism: Durotheca rogersii
Lineage: Eukaryota; Fungi; Ascomycota; Sordariomycetes; Xylariales; Xylariaceae
Exons: 3
Coding region: 453-2213 (586 amino acids)
Biological process (GO): metal ion transport; transmembrane transport
Cellular component (GO): membrane
Molecular function (GO): metal ion transmembrane transporter activity
Source: RefSeq, a predicted model, not a curated record